This is a messenger RNA of Solanum verrucosum, 2476 nucleotides long. RefSeq names its product protein SENSITIVE TO UV 2. The coding region runs from base 36 to 2159 and encodes 707 amino acids. The record is from RefSeq and is a predicted model, not a curated record. The transcript is spliced from 12 exons. Lineage: Eukaryota; Viridiplantae; Streptophyta; Magnoliopsida; Solanales; Solanaceae. Gene Ontology annotation, biological process: DNA damage response.
UGAAAAAAAAAGAAAAAAGAGAAACCUUUACAGCAAUGGCGGACGAGGGUUUCGACGAAGAAUGGGACGCAGAUUUCGUCGACCAACUUGUUCAAGCUGAAGAGCAGGCCUUGUCGAUCGCCACUCAGAAAUCCCUUCCACCUCCGCCGCUACCGCCGCCGCCCCUGCAGCAGCAGCAACAAUCAUAUCCGGCGGUGUCGUACGUCGAGGUUAGCUAUUCGCCUCCGCGGGAUUUGUCUCAGAGAGUUCCAGAAGUGCCUAAAGGUUUCAAUCAGUUAUCCGAUGUCGACGUUUUCUCCGCUGCCGCUGCCCGCUCCUCUCUCCCUGCUGGCGGGUCCCACAAUGCCAAAGAAGAAGAACUUGAUAGUUUGAAGAGGGAGCUUGAUAGAAUUUCAGAGGAGCGGAAUCGUUUGGAGCAAGAGUGCAUUAAACUCAGAAAGGAAAGAGAUAAGAAAGAGAAGAGACUCAAGGUUACUCCUCCAAAAAUUGUGAACCUUAGUACAGAUUCGGGUAUCAACAUCCAAGGAGACCAAAUAAAAUCCCUAGAAUUCCAAAACACACGCUCUAUGAAUGAGCAUAUUGGCUCUAGCACAAAAAUCGGUACAGUAUCCUCUAAGGAUGUUGGGAUCCAGACUGAAAGACAUGAUGAAUCUACCAGUUUAUCAGCUGUAAACAAUUUAUCUGAUAAUUUUUGCCGUAGAAACAAGUUGUUGGAUGCAUGGAGCUCGUCUUGUGGCCAAAGAUUAGGAAGGCUACUCAUUUCGAAGUUGUAUGCGACAUGUGAUGUUGAUUUCCGUGUCCUUUCUGGAUACCUAAACACGAGUUUGCCCUUUAGGACAAGUGUGGAGUCAAAGAUUUCUUUGAAGGAUAAUCUGCAGUAUACUCAUUCUGGUGAGAGUGCAAAAGUGUCUCAUCUUUUCUCUGUAUUGACCAAGAUUAAUGAUGAAAUGGUGAGAUUCGAAGAUUUGUUAGAAGCGUUGGUUGGUCUUUGCAGACUUAAAAAUGUUUCUAUUAUUCAUAGGUCUUUGCAUAUACUGCAAGAGGUUUUGAGUUUCACUUUCAAUAUGGAAAGAAAAUUUGGUAAAAGGGACAAUAUUGUGGUUGACGGACCUGUUUGUUGGAAUAAUGCGUCAGAACUGUAUGAAUAUGGAUAUCCUGGAAAUAGAGGACUGCCGCAUGUCCAUACUGAGAAAAUAUUUGAUCAAGAUCACACUGAUCGCCUGAGAGUGAAUAAUCUUGAAACUUGCACCAGAAUAGGAUUCAUCAAUUAUGGAUCUAGCUGUUUGAUAUCAUCUUGUUUCAACUAUGUUCCUCUGUUUGAAUUAAUGUGCGAAAUUGUCAUGAUUCAUGACGUAGAACAUAUAAGACUCGAAGCAGUUUCAGUCAUGAAUCUGAUUGUUGCAAGAAGUAAUGCCUAUUUGGAGAGGGACAAGUACGGAACAGAUAUACUAUUCCAAAGUAUUGUAAAAUUAUUGAAGAAGGGAGCCCGCUUGCAUGUAAAGAAGAAAACUGUGCAUCUUCUUCAUAUGCUACUGAAUUGUCCAAGAGUAAUGGCCUCAUUCUGCAGCUGUUUCAUGGAGGGAGAUGGCAGUGGCAUGGUUGACAUCAAUUCCAAUGAAAGUUCAACUUUUUCCGUAAUCAGUGUGAUCUUUGAGAGUUUGGCAGAGUGUAUCGCCUGCACUGGAAGUAAUGCCGAGGAACUACAGCUUCGGAAGCACACUAUUAUUUUGCUAGCUUUCUUCGCAUCAUCCGGAAAAUGUGGUGUUGAAAUUCUAUUAAAUUAUGGGCUUCCAAAAGGAAAGGAUUUCCCAGCAAUUAUUUUGCAAAGCUUAGUAUGCGAUUUGGAUCUAGAAGAAUCGGAUACUGCUCAGCAGCCAGAAGUAUACAAAGAGAGGACCUUGCUGAUUCGAGAGGUACUUAUACUCUUGAAUAGACUAGUUUCACAUCCCAAGUACUCCAGUCACGCUCUACGUGCAUUAACAAAUAGUCGAGAGAAGGCCACUUUGACUGUUGAUGUAACAAGCAGAUUAUCCAGUAAGCGCACAUUCUUUUGGCAGGAUGUUAGUAUGACUCGGCAGAUUAGGGAAUCUGAAAUCAUAGAUUUAGCUCAGGUGUUGAGAAGAAGAGUCUUCACGUUUCUUGGAGGUAGCAACCAAUGAAAGAAGCAUGAAAACUUCAUUAUUCCGAGAAGUGCAUACAUGCUUGAAGAGAACCGCCCAUGGAGCUAUCGAGUUAUGAUGAUAUUAUGACAGGAAUGGGCGUGGAGCAAUGUUGCAGCUUCUGUGCUGAGAUCCCUUCGAAUAGGUUGUCAGCAAAAGUUGCAUACCGAUCACCCUGAUGUAUAAGGUGUUGGGUAGUUGUAUCGGUUUUUCUGUAUAUAUUUUUAAUGUAUGUUUGUCAUUGGCUGAAGAAUAAUGUUAGCAAUCGCAUUAAAUAUAUAAUGUUAGAGCUUCAGAGGAGAUGGAGCAAUUUUCCC